GAAGGAGGUUUCGGGAGCAUCAGCCUCAGCGUGUUGCAGGCGAUGCGGAGGGAUGGCUGAGAUCUGAGAGGCGGACGCGCUCUCCAGUGAUGUCCCUGUAAGAAUGCCACCUCUUGCGGCCGCGAGGUUCAGCCUCCUCUUGUGCUUUCUCGGUUCCAGCGUCGCCAAAGCGCUGCACGGUGCAGCUGUACGUGAGGUGUCUGUGAAAGUUCAAGUCUUUGAUAACGGUGACCUCUCGCCCCUGACGGACGCUGCAGUUGACAUUUACACAAAUCAGUCCUGGUUAGCCACAGGAACCACUGAUAAAGAUGGAGUGGCUCUGAUCACAUUACAAUACCGUCUAGGAACCUGGCUAAUCGUCACUGCAGCAAAGCCUGGCUUUGUGACAAAUUCUGCUCCAUGGCAUGCCAACAAAACACCACUGUUUACAUCAGUGAGCCUCUAUCUUCUUCCCGAACGGCCAGCGACCCUGAUGCUAUACGAUGAUGUGGUGCAAAUCCUAUUGGGAUCACCGGGUGCCAAGAAUCAGCCAUGGGUCCAGUUCCAGAGAAAGAAUGUUGUUCUUCCAGCAAACACAUCCUAUAAUGAUUUGUCCGCUUUCCUAACAACAGCCAACACGGAUAUGGAAGUGGAAGGAUUCCCCUAUCUCCUGGGCUAUGAAGCUAACGCAACAGUUAACCACUCCAGGCUUGAAUUGAUCCCUGUGGCUGCAAUCAGCAUUCACUUGUUCACCAGAAAUGGCUCUGCCAUUGAAGUGUCAGGCCCCAUUCAAGUGUCAGUCCCUCUCCCAGCUGACAGUCUUGUGACAACGGCGAGAGACAUCCCAGCCUGGAAGUUUGACAGGAAGCUUGGAGCCUGGCUCAGAAGUGGAACGGGGGUGAUUAAGAACGACGGGAGCCAGUUCACCUGGUCUUACAUCGCUCCACAGUUGGGCUACUGGGCUGCAGCCAUGUUUCCGUUAACCCAAGCUGCAGUAAACCCCUCAAGAUUUGGAGAUAUCACAACCUACCACACCAUAUUUCUGCUCACCAUUCUUGGAGCCAUGGCUCUGUUAGUUCUGGUUCUUCUGUGCUUGCUGCUCUAUUACUGCAGGAGAAGAUGUCUAAAACCACGCCAACAGCACAGAAAAUUACAGAUUGCUUCCACUUUAGACAGCUCCAAGAAGGACCAAGCCACCUCCAUGUCUCACAUUAAUUUGAUCAGCACCAGCCACUUGGAAUCAGUGUCCUCAAAUGGGGAUAUGGAUGUCCACACACCCAUCCUGAAAUCUGCCUUCAGUACAUCGCGAGAGUUUGAGAAUUCCCGAGAGGAGUUCUUCAAGCAGCUUCCAUACAGGGACUCCAGCCAAAAGAUGAGGCACAUCAGCAAGGCAUCCACUGACACUUUGGCCCAUCGAGGAAAUUCCAAAGACGACUACCACAGGACAGUAGAGAGCUUUCCAUUAAAAGUUGCAAGGUCCAUGGAUGCUUCUGGAGAGUUGGAACCCCCUUUAAUGGACGACUACAGACGAAGCUAUAGCUCAAUGGUUGCCCAACAACCGAUGGAUGAAAAAGGCAGAGAAGGUCACACGCGACGCAUUUUGGCUGAAAGCAAACUUUGUGCAAAUGAUCCACCCUCACCUCCACCAUUACCACCACCUUUUGAAUCCCUCAUUGGCCACAAAAUGGAUAAUAAACCCUCAGAGUACAUGAUGUCCCAGUCUGUGGAUCACUUGGCUAGGCCCACAACACUGUCCCAGCCAGGCCAACUCAUCUUCUGCGGUUCUAUUGAUCACAUGAAGGACAACAUGUACAGAAACGUAAUGCCUACUUUAGUCAUACCUGCCCAUUAUAUGGGAUUAACUUCCGAUUAUCCUUGCAUGGAUCAGUCCGCAGCUGUAGCAUCAGAACAGUUAGAGAUGAAAGGGGCUCAAGUGGGAGGGUCCAUGUCCCACCAGCACGGCCCUCAACAGUAUCAGAAUCAGCAAGUGCAACAACCGACCCCCCCAUCUGAUGACGGAGAAGGCAAAGGAUGGGGCCCUCACUCCUCUUCCAUGAGUGGCCCAAUGGCCGUAUUACUGAAUGAGUCAGCAAUGGCGCAGAUGAAUGGAGAACUGCAAGCACUCACUGAAAAGAAGUUCCUGGAGUUGGGGGUAAAGCCUCAACAUCCCAGAGCCUGGUUCGUCUCUUUGGAUGGGCGAUCCAACGCUCAUGUCCGGCACUCUUACAUUGAUUUACAGACAGGAGAAAGGAUCGGAAGUAAUGAUGCCAGCUUAGACUCUGGCGUCGACGUGAACGAGACCAAGCCCGGCAAAAAAGCGAAGGAAGAUCGCGAGCGGCCAGCUCCUGGAAGCAUGGCCUAUGGUAAGCUGACUUACAUGGAUGAUACCGAGCAGAGCAGCAGCGAAAGCAGAACGGCUGUCUGUUCUCCAGAGGACAACUCCCUCACCCCUUUGCUUGAAGAGACUUCUGAACACAGGGAACCACUUCAUCGGCAGGAUCGCAGCAGAGGUAACAGCAUGAGGAGCAGUACUAGCGAGAUUCACAGGGAUUCGACCACUAGCCCAGAGGAAGAAAUGCAAGACCACUCUGAAGGGGCAGAUGACCAAGGUGAGAAUAAAAAGAGUCCUUGGCAAAAAAGGGAGGAGAGACCUUUGAUGGUUUUUAACUUGAAGUGAACUGUGGACCUACUUUGCCAAGACCUUGAAUAAAAUCCUCAAGCGUCUGAAAAUGCAUCAGCAACCCAACAGAAAAUUUGAGCACAAACAAAUGAACUGACCAAGUCUGAAGCAACAAUCUCCGGUGGCCUCAAGAGGGAAUCUAGACCAAGGAACAGUCGAAAGCAACAAUCUACUUCUCCUAGAAUUUGUGCUUUUGUUUUUACAAAGUUGAAGAAAUUUUUGAGAGAGCAAGAGAAAACAAUCUCCAGUGACAAAACUGCAAGUCUUCUGUAAGGGCAGUUGGAACAUGCGUUAAUGUUGUCUUUUAAUACUGAGUUUUUGUAAAGAGAAAAUGCCAGUGUGGUAUCAGCCCACACAAUAAACUCAGUAACUGUUUUUCCUGAGGAAGAUGAAGACACUAUAUAAAGGUUAGGUCCUUUUGUUACUUUAAUUGGAACAACCCUACCAAAUGAAGCAUUUUCUUGCUUGAGGAGCAGUAGUUUUACAUGUCACAACUUUUUUGAAUAGGAGUUUUUUUUUUGGAAGGUACUUUGUUUCUUUUUCCUUAUGUAUUAUACUUUCCCUAACUUGACCUGAAACCAAUCCCAGUAGCAGACCAUAUAGACCUGGUCCAGUACUCUCCAAGUGCCUUCUUUAUGUCUAAGUUGUGCAGAAAGGAGGGAAAGAAACACUUGAGCUAAUGUAAGAUGACAGGCUAUGACAAAGAGCCUAAAAUUAGGAAGUUGGAAUUUAUACAUAUUUUAUAAAUGUGACAUUCAAUAUGUGCAGAAACAGUUUUUCUAAAAAAAAGCUGUAGCCCGGUUACAAGUUACCACGGCGAUUUUUGUUAGCUUGCAGCCAACCUGCCAGGUAAGAGAAAUAGUCACAGGUACAGUUAACUCAAUUGCUGUUUUAUAUUUAAAUGUAUUGGUUACGUCAUGAUGAAUUAAUAUAUGUGAGAGAAAUGACGAGUAGCCUGCUGCCUGUAGAAAUUACCUGGCACUUGAAUGAUGGAUUAGUGUGAUUUCUUGUGUAAAUCAUCUAAUAUACAUAAUGACUCCUUUAGAUUGCUUCAGAAUCAAAGUACCCAUUGAGCACAUUAUCCAUGCACUUGUUACCAAGGGUAUGUAUUUCAUUGUGUAAAGUGUAAGAAGGCCUAACUUACUUAUUUGAACAGUGGGCUGCAUUUUCAAAUCUUCUGCCUAAAGAUUAGGAAGUAAUCUUACUCACAUGAAAACAGUUUGCAGUAGCAAGGGGACGUCAAUGUUCAGUGGGCCUAAAGAGAGGCAGCUCUGAAUGCUGGCGGUGGGGCCAUGUCUCGUGAGGACAACGGGCUUGUACCUGCCAUUUUAUCGAGCUGUCGAGACGAGAUUAAUAACUGUUAACUACCAGCGGCAAUGUCCUAAGUCCAACUGGGAUAAGGCCCCUCCACCAGGGAAUCAUAAGUUUAGCCCAAGCCACUGCUCCCUCACUCCAAUUCACAACCAUAGUCAAGGACUGCAAAGAUGACCAGGCACAGCAAUGCCCCAAUGUGAGAUAAAAGGUUUCCUCAUUCAAUAUCUUGUCAAUCUAUGUUAAAUAAAUAUCUUCAUUAAAAAAUUAAUUUGUUGAAAUAAAAUCAAAAUGAAAUGAAUGUUAAGAUAGUUCUAUUACAGUUAAUUCCGUGCAGUUCAUUGAACAACACAAACACUAUACCUUAUUGAUAUAUAUGUAAAAAAGCAUUUAAUUUGGGACCUCCAAUGAUUAUUCACUCAUGAGACCUUACAGAUACAAAUAAACAGGACAGAGUUGGAUAACUGCAGCUUCAAAAACCAGUAAAAAUGUCCAAUACUGUCCAGGACUCCAUCCACCACCUUCAACAUUCACUCCUUCAGUACAGAAACACAGCACACACAGCUAUGACAAGAUCCACUGCAUAGCUCCUUCAGCAGUACCAUCUAAACCUGUGACCUCUCCCAUCUCGAACGACAAAUGUAGCAAAUACAUCAGAACAGUAUGAUCUGUUAGUUUUCCUCCAAGUUACACACCACCCUGAAUUGCACUGGUCUUUCAGUGUUGCUGGGUCAAAAUCCAGAAAUUCCUUUCCUAACAAUGGUGUAAAGUCCCUAUGUUUCUAAGGAAUGCAGCUGAUUGAGAAGACAUCUUUUUCAGGGCAAUUAGGGAUGGGAAAAUAAAUGCUGACCUAGCCAAUAAUGACCAAAUCUCAGAAGCAAAUUUAAAACAAAGUUGCAGAGAUUGUAUUUGACACGUUUUGUACAUGAAAAAGUGUGACAAUACAGUAUAUAAGUAUUCAUUGCCUUUUCACCUGAUAGACUUACACUUAGGUUCAAACCCCAGUCUAGUUGAGUGGCAUGAAAGGCUUCCUUAGCUACCAAUUGAAAGGAGCCCUGGAAAUAUUUACCUGCAAAUUGAAAGUUGCUGCGUCAUUGUACAAGACCCGUUGUUAUUGGGGUCAAAUCCCCAUGCAAGGUCCUAAGAUGAUUGGAUGGAAAUUAUUUGGAGUUUAGCCUCAUUGUUGAGACUAAAUACAGGGAUUACUUUAUCUCACCAUGCUAUACUUGUCCAAGUAUGAAGAUGGUCGUGCAAGAAGACGGGUGUGAUAUUCCAGUUCUCAUCUUUGAUAUUGCUAGGUUCAAGGAGGUAUAGAACUAUCAGAUAUUGCAUGGCAUCUGAAAUGGAAUUAAUCACUUUAUGGUAUCUAGUUUAAAAAGAGUAUCAUCACUGUAUUGGACAAAUGAGAAUAUUACCACUUUACCAAUUCAUAUGCAAAGCUUUUAUAUCUUUCUUUUGAAAUGAACAUUCCUAAGUGCACACUGAAUUGUUGGCCAAGAAUAGACAUACAGCCAUACCAUAAUCGGUUCCAGCAGGCUCUUGAGUAAUUGAAUAAUCCAAAGUAAGCAGUAUGUGUCCUUGCAUUGACAAAAAUAUAAAAAGCUGAAGGCUGGAAUUUAAAUGUUGAAUUCAGGUAUUCAGAAAGCAUCCAGGACCCACACUGAUUACUUGUCUAGAAUUAUCAAGGAAAUUUAAAUGGAGCUUAAAACAAUUAAAAAUUGGGUUUGAUGUAGAAUGAGAGCAACCUGCUUCUUAAUUCAUACGGAAAUAGGUUUCCAGUUGGAGGCUAACCUACAGCAGAUUCACCUCUUCUGUUGACAUUACAAACAAUCAGAAAAUGUCUUUUCACUAUUUGCAAUCGCUUCAAUUUGUGAUGUGCUCAGCAACAAACAAUGAAUGAUCAGUAAUAAAUUGACCCUCUUCGAGUCAAAGAUCUAAUCAACGGGAGCAUGGCACAUGGAAUCAGCCAGUUAGUUUUAUAACCCUAUCUCAAACCUGUGUAUCCACAUGGUGAGUCUAGCACAACAUGAUCAUCUUAAAAACUAGAGUAGAUCAAAAGUAUAUUAAGGAAUGUUUUAUUUUAUUCUGUUUAAAAAGCAUGUUAAAAGUGAGGGGGCAAUCUUUCCUGUUGAUGCACAUAUGAAGCUAUGUAAUUUUAGGCUCAAAAUAAGUGCUACUUUAAGGGUUAUUGGGAUUGUUAUUGUGGACCUGUUGCUUUUUUUUAGACCUCAUAAGCAGUUGUCUUGUGCCAUCAUUUUACAUCUCCUUUUGCAAAGUUCAUGUCAUUGAAUUGUUUCCAAUGCUGUGCCACAAUUGAGGUAAGAUGAAUGACCUGGACUGUUUUUGCUGAACGUAUUGUACGUAUGGCUACCUUUUAAACUGAUUAUUAGUGCUAGUGACUUGGUGUCUUUUGUUUAACUGUUGGCCACGGUUUUUUUAAACAAGGUGGUCUUAAACAGAGGUGUGUGCUUGGUAUCCGAUUUGCUCUUUUCAAAAGAAAACAUGGUCAAAAUUCUGUGCAAUCUUUUUUGCUUGUUCCUAAAGUUGUUAAUACAAAGCUUAUUAAAAAUGUUUGAGAAAUGAA
Stegostoma tigrinum is the source of this 6554-nucleotide messenger RNA. RefSeq names its product family with sequence similarity 171 member A2a (gene fam171a2a). The transcript has 8 exons. Lineage: Eukaryota; Metazoa; Chordata; Chondrichthyes; Orectolobiformes; Stegostomatidae. The coding region runs from base 104 to 2656 and encodes 850 amino acids. The record is from RefSeq and is a predicted model, not a curated record.